Messenger RNA from Galendromus occidentalis (western predatory mite), 2418 nucleotides. RefSeq names its product LARGE xylosyl- and glucuronyltransferase 2. Gene Ontology annotation, biological process: protein O-linked glycosylation via mannose. The coding region runs from base 277 to 2418 and encodes 713 amino acids. NCBI's taxonomy places the organism in Eukaryota, Metazoa, Arthropoda, Arachnida, Mesostigmata, Phytoseiidae. The record is from RefSeq and is a predicted model, not a curated record. Gene Ontology annotation, cellular component: Golgi apparatus. The transcript is spliced from 12 exons. Gene Ontology annotation, molecular function: xylosyltransferase activity; glucuronosyltransferase activity.
CUAAUAGCAUGCAGGCGCUUGAGUUGUACACGGACUGGAAUCUUCGGCUUGUUCCAUUUAUUUACAUCGGCACAGUGAUUCGCUGAGUUGUCUGCGAAAAGUUCCGGCUUGCCACAGUCUGCGAAGUUCGCGCGGAACUCCCGCCUCUAGGUUUUCCAGGAGGGCGAGGAGGAAGGCGGAGCCAUGCCCUCGCGUCGAGGCUCUCGAUGUCAGAAAGUGUGCGACUGACUCGUGAGCAUGCUGACGUGAAGGGCCGCUGGCCCGAGUCGCCCGUGAAUGAGAAGUCUGCCCCGGCGCCUGGGCCUGGCCGUCGUUUUGUUCGUAUCACUAUUGUCACUAUGGAAAUCGUUCAGCGUGGAUCGACUGGCCGUAUCACGGCGGACGGUCGGGGCCCAACAGGAACAGGAGAAGUUGAGGCAGACGGAAACGAAGAACCAGCUUCUGAAACGAGAACUUCAAGAAUGUUACGGUCAACUGCUCAAUCUGCAGCGGACCAACGAUAGCGCACAGUCAUCAUUGGCACGCGCCCUGAAAUGUCAGGUCAUCCACGUGUCGAUCGUGUGUGCCGGAUACAACUCUACGAGAUCUUUAGUCACUCUAAUCAAAAGCGUCCUGUUCUACCGGAAAAAUCCUCUCCAUCUUCAUCUCGUGACGGAUUCCGUAGCGCACUCGAUACUCAGCACCCUCUUCAAAACCUGGGAGAUUCCGCAGGUCGAGUACUCUUUCUACCUGACUGACAAAGUUGCUAAGGACGUCAACUGGAUCCCCAAUAAGCACUACUCGGGCGUCUAUGGUCUCAUGAAAUUGGUCCUCACCAAAGCUUUACCUCUUUCCUUGGCCAAAACAAUUGUGCUCGAUACCGACGUGACGUUUGCGUGCGACAUCGCGCAGCUCUGGAAACUCUUCGACUCGUUCGGUCCCGAACAUGCGAUAGCUCUCGUGGAAAAUCAGAGCGACUGGUAUCUCGGUAAACUAUGGAAACACCACAAACCGUGGCCCGCUCUCGGUCGAGGAUUCAACACCGGGGUGAUUUUGUUACACUUAGGAAAACUUCGUUCCAAAGGCUGGGACGAGCUCUGGCGGAACGUGGCCGAAAGAGAGCUCAGCUCCAUGUACUUUACGUCUCUAGCCGAUCAAGACAUCUUCAACGCUGUGAUCAACUCGUAUCCCGCCUUGUUACUGCCCCUGCCUUGUCAAUGGAACGUCCAACUCGGAGAUAACACACUGUCCGAAGUCUGCUACUCGGAGGUCGAAGAUCUCAAGGUCAUCCAUUGGAACUCACCGAAGAAACUCCGGGUCAAAAACAAACACGUCCAGUAUUUCAGGAAUCUUUAUCUGACUUUCCUGGAGUACGACGGUAAUCUCCUGCGGCGCGAGUUAAUUUCCUGCAACCGGAGCUCUCCCAACGAAUCCGGUCCCUCGUCGCAAGAUCAACUGCAAGGACUCGAUGAAGACGAUCCGUGUUACGAGUUUCGUCGAGGGAAUAUAACGCGCUACCGAACACAUCUCUACUAUAUGGAAUACGAGUACCCAUCCUCUCCCGACUAUGUGACUCUGGUGACGCAACUCUCGAUGGACCGCCUCCAAAUGGUGGAGGCGCUCUGUAAACACUGGUCGGGUCCAAUCUCGUUGGCGCUGUACCUGUCGGACUCCGAAGUUCAGCAAUUUCUGUCAUUCACACUCAACUCGGAGGUCCUCUCCAAACGACGCAAUAUAGGGUAUCACAUCGUUUAUCGAGACGGGCCGCUGUACCCAGUGAACCAUCUCAGGAACGUAGCGUUGGACCAAGCCGACACGCCAUACGUAUUUUUGUCUGACAUCGAUUUCCUCCCGAUGUUCGGGUUAUUCGAAGCUCUGAAGAACUACAUCCGUUUUCUGAGGAUGGACGCUCCGAAUAUGGGCUUGUACAGAGCUCUGGUGGUACCUGCCUUCGAAACGCACAGAUAUCGCGUCGAGUUUCCCACCAGUAAAGCCAAACUACUGAAAAUGCUUGACGACGGUCGAGUGUUCACUUUCCGACACGACGUUUGGUGUGCGGGUCACGCCGCCACCGACUUCGCGCGAUGGAAAACCGCCACGACCCCCUACGAUGUGAACUGGCAACCGCAUUUCGAACCGUAUGUUGUAGUUCGGAAGGAAGUUGUGAGGUUCGAUUCUCGCUUCCUCGGCUUCGGUUGGAACAAGGUAUCUCAUGCUCUGGAGCUGCAAGCACAGGGAUAUACGUUCACCGUACUCCCGAAUGCCUUCGUUGUCCACCUGCCGCAUGCUCCUUCACUGGAUAUCGCUAGAUUCCGUUCGUCGAAAAAGUAUCGGGAUUGCUUGAAGAGUCUCAAGCAGGAGUUCGUCGAGUACAUCAACGUGAGAUACGGCAAACAACUGAUGACCGACCCCGAAUCUACAACAGUUCGUUGCAGUUGA